AUGUCAGAAGAUACAUUCCAAGCCAGCCAAUAUGUUGGUGAUGAUGUUUGGAACAAUAUUAACUUGCCUCCUGAUGUCUCGGAAACAAGCGACCAUAUGUCAGAAUAUAGCUACAAUGAUGCUGGGGACAUCACACUAGCAGACAUAGCCGAUGACAAUGCUGAACUGGCAAUAGUUGAAAUGAUGCCAAGUGGCCUUGAAGAUUCAGUUGAGAUAUUGGCAUUCAAUCAUGGCAAGCGCAAGGCCUCACCUACUUCUCCCCCACCACGUCUGCGGCAACGGGUGUCAUAUGAACAUCAGAGAUCAUCAGCUAGUCUCAUGAGUCCAUUGCCAGUUAUUAUUGCAUCCCAUCAGCGAAUUCAGCAGUGCAUGCUCAGGCGUGGGGUACUAUAUGGUGCUCAAUAUGAAAUAUGGAGGCUGGUAUCCAACCAGUGCAUUUCACCUGAACACAUUUCUAUGGAGAUGCUGGACAAGCUGGCGGCCAAGCAUUCAAGUGCUGAAGCAACUUCUGCUGUUGCUACUGUCCUUGGGCUUACCAGUGAGGUUGAGGAUAGCAAAUCUUACUUGGCUGCCUAUGCAAAAGAGGUAAAUGCAAAGUCUCCUUGGGUGGAGUUUGAUUGGGAGGAGGAGGCCAUACAGAAGGAUCAAUAUGCUUGUCUAGGCCUUUCUGAUGAUGGGCGUUAUGGAGGCAAAAUCAUUCUGGGAGGCAAGUUGGAUGACUCCACAAACAGUAUCAAGCUUGACCGAGCUGAGCUUGGAUCCUCAUCUCGCUUUUUACGUCGCUUUGGCUCACGACAUUUCCUCCGCAUCAAGAUCCCAAGAAAAUGUACCUUAAAAGGUGGUGAUCUUGUUCACUUUUUCUUAAGACCUUUCAUUCUUGGUUCAGAGGUGUUUCGGGCUUUUUAUGCCAAGGAGGACAAUGUCUUCCUCUUCAGCUGCAGUGAAACCUGGGAUGGACUUCAUAUUAGGCCUGCACAAUCCCAGGACUUCUCUUUGAUGGAUUUUAUGCUCUGGCACAAUCCACUGGAGGUUAACAAAUCUCAGACCAUGACAAAGUGGGCAGCUCGUUUUGCACUGGGCCUUUCAAAUUCUGCUCCUGGAUGUUGGCUUCAACCUAAGAACAUUGUAGCCUGUUCAGAUCUUGAUGUCUGUUCAUCAGAAGGGUCAGACAUGACAGAUGGUGCCGGCUUCAUCAACCUUGCUGGUUUACACCAGCUAUAUCACAAGUUUGGGUGGAGUCGCAUGCCAACAGCCAUCCAGUGCCGUGCUGGUGGGGGUUCAUUGGAUGAUAGACUUGGGGAUGCAAAAGGCUUGUUAAUCCUUGAUAUCCAUGAUCAGCUACUAGAGCCAAGAAUUCAAAUUCGGCCUUCUCAAGUCAAGAUCAAGCAUACUGCUUCAUCUCACCAUGAUCCAUCCUGGCAAGUCAUUGAUGUUCUUCGUGCAUCCCACUCCCACUCCCCUUCCAGACUUUCAACAGAAACCAUUAUCAAUCUGGCUGAGAAUGGGGUUCCUGCUCAAGCAUUCAUCAAUCUUCUCAAGGCAAGUCUCAAGGCUACCAUUGACCCUCUUCUCCAAUGGGAUGGGCCUGAUGCCAUGCUGGAUCUUUGGAGCACUAUUGCUCAGGUUGGUGGGGUCAUGGCUGCACGACUGGCCAGAGAGAAAAGAGGUGAGGCUCGGUUACAGGGGUACUCUAAUGGGGAGGUGGACUUGGAGAUGGAUGAUGAAGAUGGCCUCCACCAGUUUGACUAUGCUAUCCAGCAGCGAUCAACAGCCUGGUGGGCAGACCCCAUUAGUGGGUGCCCAUCAUCACUGGAGGAGACAGUAAUGUACCUGCUAGAGGCUGGCUUCACUCCUCAGAAGCUACCUGUUCUGAAGGAGAAGCUGGAGAAGGUCAUCAAGCCAGCCAUCAAGAGGCAUAUCCAGAGUUAUCGCAUUGAUGUGCCAAUGUCCUUGACUGCAUUCAUCAUUCCAGAUCCAUGUGGUAUUCUUCAACCUGGAGAGGUGUAUUUCAAAGCAUCUCACCAGAACUUGGCCUCUCCAUCUGGUAUUGACACUGAUCUUAUACUUGGUGAUGUCCUGGUCACCAGACAUCCUUGCAAACUUCCUACAGACACACAAAAAUGGAAAGCUGUCAAUUAUCCACAGCUAUCCCAUCUUGUUGAUGUCAUCAUCCUUCCCAUUCUUGGUUCACGUAGAGCUGCUGAUUUUCUAGCAGGAGGUGACUACGACGGAGACAAAGCUCUGCUGAUUUGGCAGCCUGAAGUUGUUGAGCAUUUUGUCAAUGCUCCGCUUCACUUCUCAAUAGAGCCUCCUGAGAUCAAGGCUGCCUUCUUCAAGGAGAAGAAAACUGUCACUGACUUCUUGGAGGAAACAAAGGGCUCAUCACCUGAGGAGAUUCAACUCAAGCUUCAGCAAUACCUGCUUGGAGCACUCAACCAGCCUUCCUUGGUUGGGCAGUACUCAAACUUCCACCUUAACUCCAUUUAUGUUAAUGGGUACCAGCACCCUGAGACGAUACGACUUGCUUACAUGUUCUGCAAGGUGCUUGACUCCUCAAAGUCAGGCGAGCAAGUCCUACCAUCACAGAUCAAGCAUGACUCGAAGCUAUACAAUAAGCGACCACCUUUCUGGAAGGAGACUGAAGAAGAGCGAAGCCGCCACCAGACGAACGAGAUCAACCUUGUCCGGCCAAAGGAAUUCCAUGGUAAAGAGUUCAUCAUGGAUACGAUCUACAACCAGGCCAGGGAAGAAGGACGACUCGCCCAACAGCGCAUCGAGCAGGCAUUCGCAGCCCUGCCGAAGGAGCACGUCGUCGAUUUGGAUCUUCAGCAACCAUGGAGGCAGGCGGAGGCGCUGGGCAAGCAGAUGGCCUCCCGGGGGUAUAUGGAGCGAGCUGAGGACCUGGAGAAGAUCAAACGGCAUGUAGAAACGAUGUAUAGGGAGCAUAGGAAGCAGGUGAAGCCGAAGAAGGAAGGGGAGGACUUUACCGGUAUUCCAAUCGAGGCGCGACAGGACACUCUGCGAUCCCUCUCACGACAAUUUGCUUCCUCCCCCAGCUCAGCAGAUCUCCCCAGCUUCGUCGCAGCUGAUCAGCCAACAACGUCAAUAUUCAGCAACGAAGAAGUCGCAUUAAUCAAGGCUUCGUACGCUUAUAUCUUCGAUCACCAAGAGAACAACACAAGAAAAGGAUGGACCAGAUUCCCUUGGGACGUCGCAAUGCGGGACCUGUGCCAUAUCAAGGCCAGAGCACUCGGACCCCACAAAACCGUCUCAGAGGACUUUCACGCUCGGUUCCAGGUGAAGAAAGCGCGCCGCUAG
Messenger RNA from Pleurotus ostreatus (oyster mushroom), 3318 nucleotides. RefSeq lists its product as uncharacterized. Gene Ontology annotation, biological process: siRNA processing. NCBI's taxonomy places the organism in Eukaryota, Fungi, Basidiomycota, Agaricomycetes, Agaricales, Pleurotaceae. Bases 1 to 3318 code for a protein of 1105 amino acids. Gene Ontology annotation, cellular component: nuclear RNA-directed RNA polymerase complex. The transcript is spliced from 16 exons. The record is from RefSeq and is a predicted model, not a curated record. Gene Ontology annotation, molecular function: RNA-directed RNA polymerase activity.